This is a messenger RNA of Tripterygium wilfordii, 1906 nucleotides long. Its product is annotated as cytokinin hydroxylase-like. The record is from RefSeq and is a predicted model, not a curated record. Bases 95 to 1654 code for a protein of 519 amino acids. The transcript has 5 exons. Lineage: Eukaryota; Viridiplantae; Streptophyta; Magnoliopsida; Celastrales; Celastraceae. Gene Ontology annotation, molecular function: iron ion binding; monooxygenase activity; heme binding.
AAAAACUUGUCUUGUCUUUCUUCCUGCCUUCUCUUCUCGCUCUCUCUUUCAAUUCCUUGGUGGGUUCAAUCACCAUCAUCAUCAACAAUACACCAUGGGUAUGGUGGUGUUGUUUGCAACAAUAACAAUAAUCCUGUUUCUGUCAAUAUUCUUGAAAGUUGCAUAUGAUAUCUUCUCAUGUUACUGGUAUAUACCAAGACGCAUCAAGAGAAUAAUGGAUAGGCAAGGAGUGUAUGGCCCCAAACCUCGGCCUUUGAUCGGCAACAUAUUAGACAUGGCCUCUCUUGUCUCCAAAUCAACCUCCAAAGACAUGGACCACAUUCACCAUGACAUUGUCGGCCGGCUCUUGCCACAUUAUGUUGCCUGGUCUAAACAAUAUGGGAAGAGAUUUAUAUAUUGGAAUGGGAUGGAGCCAAGGAUGUGUUUAGCAGAGACUGGAUUGAUCAUGGAGUUAUUGACAAAGUAUAGUACUAAAGUUGGGAAAUCAUGGCUUCAACAACAAGGAUCAAAGCAUUUUAUCGGUCGAGGAUUGUUAAUGGCUAAUGGGAAUGACUGGUACCAUCAACGGCGUAUUGUUGCUCCGGCAUUCAUGGGUGACAGACUCAAGAAAAAUGCUGGACACAUGGUGGAAUGCACUAACCAGAUGCUCCAAUCGCUACAAAAUGCAGUGGAAUCAGGGGAAACAGAGUUUGAAAUUGGAGAGUACAUGACCAGACUCACUGCUGAUAUAAUCUCCCGAACCGAAUUCGGGACUGGUUGCGAGAAAGGAAAGCAAAUUUUUCGUUUAUUAACAGGACUCCAACGUCUCUGUGCUCAAGCAAGCAGACACUUGUGCUUUCCUGGAAGUCGAUUUGUUCCUAAUAAAUAUAACAGAGAAAUAAAGUCAUUGAAGAUGGAAGUUGAGAGACUUUUAAUGGAGAUAAUACAGAGCAGGAAAGAUUGUGUAGAGAUUGGUAGGAGCAGUUCUUAUGGGAACGAUUUGCUUGGGAUGUUACUCAAUGAGAUGCAGAAAAAGAGAGGAAAUAAUGGGUUUAGCUUAAACUUGCAAUUGAUAAUGGAUGAAUGCAAGACUUUCUUCUUUGCUGGACAUGAAACAACUGCUCUCUUGCUCACAUGGACUGUCAUGCUUCUUGCAAGCAAUCCUUCAUGGCAGGACAAGGUUAGAGCAGAGGUUAUGCAGGUCUGCAAUGGUGGAACUCCCUCUCUUGAUCAUCUCUCCAAGCUAACCUUGUUAAACAUGGUAAUUAAUGAAUCCCUAAGGUUAUAUCCACCGGCGACCUUGCUUCCUAGAAUGGCCUUUGAAGACAUCAAAUUGGGUGACCUAUACAUUCCAAAAGGACUAUCAAUAUGGAUUCCAGUUUUGGCAAUUCAUCACAGUGAAGAAUUAUGGGGUAAAGAUUCAAAUGAGUUCAAUCCUAAUAGAUUUGCAUCCAAGAGUUCCGGCCCCGGCCGGCAUUUCAUCCCCUUCGCCGCCGGCCAGAGGAAUUGCAUCGGGCAAUCCUUUGCCAUUAUGGAGGCUAAGAUCAUAUUAGCCAUGUUAAUCUCACGGUUUAGCUUCACCAUUUCAGAGAGCUAUCGACAUGCUCCGGUUGUAGUCCUCACAAUAAAGCCUAAAUAUGGAGUUCAAGUAUGCUUGAAGCCUUUAAAUCUUUGAGAAAACAAAACAAACAAAAGGUUUUGAUGAAAAUUUGAUUUUGUUAAUUAUAUAGUUGAUGAUGAGAGAGUUUGGGUAAUAAUGGUGAUUUUUUUUUAUUUCUUUUCUCUUGUAUACAUAAUAUUAAAGUUUGAGGGUUAUUUUUUUAUGAUGAGGAAUUAUGUGUCUUUGGUACAUGUAAACUCUGAUAAGUCGCAAAGUGUUGAUGUAAAGACUUGAACUUGAAUUCUCCGACGAAAUGAAUUCAUUCCA